AUGAGUGAUAUCAUCGAAGAAAUCACUAUCAUUCAAAAAGAGAUAUCCUCUCUCAAUCUUGAGGUUGCCCGCUAUAAUGGGUUAGAGCCUGGAAUUUCUUUUCUACCCAAAGGAUUUCAAAAGACGGAAAGCUGCCGUCCCUUGCAGGUAGACACAAUCUGGGAAAGAGACAUAACAAUCCCACUCCGAGAUGGAACACAGCUGCGAGCUGAUAUAUUCAGACCUCAGAAUGCACCGGAUAAGUUACCGAUCCUGCUUGUCUGGACACCGUACGGGAAGACGGGAACCGGUGAGUUGUUUUUAGCCCAACAAAAGCCUUGCAAUUUUGGUACUGUUUCUUAUGAAUGCCCUGAAGGAAUGUUUGACCUAGACCUUGUCCAGGGACGUGACGGGAUACCACGUGAAAUGCUCAGCGGCUUCCAGUGUUUUGAGGGUCCAGAUCCAGCCGAGUGGAAUUAUCAUGAAUACGCAGUUGCUCAGGUCGAUGCGAGAGGGAUAUUCAAGUCACAAGGCAAUCAUGUAUGGCAUGGAACUGCUGAAGGCCGUGAUGGCUAUGAUACCAUUGAGUUCCUAGGUCAACUCAAGUGGAGUAACGGGCGUGUUGCCAUGAUAGGAAACUCAUGGUUGGCCACCUCGCAAUGGUUCAUCGCUGCCGAGCGUCCAUCCCAUCUUGCUUGCAUACUUCCUUUAGAAGGUCUGAGUGAUGUCUACCGUGAGACCCUCUGUCGUGGCGGAGUACCAUAUACGCCGUUCUGGACGUUCCUCAGGGAUAAUGGGCUGUAUGAUGUUAUUUCCAUGAUUGCGAAGUACCCGCUUAUGAAUGAGUUCUGGGAAGAUAAGAGAGCCAAGGCCCACCUUAUUGAGGUACCGGCCUAUGUCCUCACAAGCAUGUCCACAGCCUUGCACACUGUUGGAUCAACAAGAUGCUAUGAGGAUAUACCCCACGAAAAGAAGUGGCUUCGACUCAAUCCGACUCAGGAAUGGCACGAUCUCUAUCAGUCAGAGACCAUAACUGAUCUAAGAAAAUUCCUUGAUCACUAUACAAAAGGAAUUGAAAAUGGAUGGGAGCAGACGCCAAGAGCCCGGAUAUCAAUUUUGCGAUUUAAUCAGUCUCCAAUGGUGAAUUUGCCAUUCUCCAAUUGGCCUCCCCCCAACGUCAACUACGAGACAUAUUAUUUGACGGAUGCAAAUGGACUCACCCCAGACCUUGCCAAAGUGGCAAGCGGAAGCAUAUCAUACCCGAGCGAUGCACCUGCCUUGCAAAUGGAUAAAGAUACUGACGAGGCUAUAUUUAGUUUCACCUUUCCCCAGAAAUCAACUCUAGUAGGGCCAUCAAAGGCGAUACUUUUCAUGUCAUGUCCAGAUAACGAUGACCUUGAUGUCUUCGUCCAGCUGCGCAAACUUGAUCAUGACGGGAAGAUUCUCCAAAAUAUAAACAUUCCAUUAUCUGAUCUGGGUGUUACCUCCUCAGACGAGGUAGAUGAUAUCAACACACUUAAGUACCUGGGUCCAACAGGCGUACUGAGGGCUAGUCAUCGAACGCUAGACAAACGGCUAUCAAAGCCACAUUGGCCGAUGCACGACCACGCAAAUACACGACCAAUUGUCCCCGGCGAAGUGGUGAGGUUGGAAAUAGGUAUAUGGCCUGCAGCUAUACAAUUCGAAGCUGGAGAAGGUAUUGCUUUGAAGGUAUCGGGGCAUCAUAUGACCCUGGCUGAGUUUGUGCCGCUUCGC
Messenger RNA from Penicillium odoratum, 1734 nucleotides. RefSeq names its product Alpha/Beta hydrolase protein. The annotation marks the transcript as partial. The transcript is spliced from 5 exons. The record is from RefSeq and is a predicted model, not a curated record. Lineage: Eukaryota; Fungi; Ascomycota; Eurotiomycetes; Eurotiales; Aspergillaceae. Gene Ontology annotation, molecular function: dipeptidyl-peptidase activity.